AUAUCAAUUGUUUUCUCAAUUAUGGUAAUACUAAAAUAUUAAAAUAAUGGCUCUGUCUCGUUCUUUUAUUUCCGCCAUUGCUUGAGAAAGUCUGAGAAUUAUGGGUAAGCCCCGAGGACUGCGCACUGCUAGGAAACAUGUUAAUCAUCGCCGUGAUCAACGUUGGGCUGAUAAAGAUUAUAAAAAAGCUCAUUUAGGUACCAGAUGGAAGGCUAAUCCCUUUGGUGGUGCAUCUCACGCCAAAGGUAUUGUAUUGGAAAAAGUCGGUGUCGAAGCCAAGCAGCCUAACUCAGCCAUUCGGAAGUGCGUAAGAGUUCAACUUAUUAAGAAUGGCAAAAAAAUUACCGCUUUUGUACCACGUGAUGGUAGCUUAAAUUACAUUGAAGAAAACGAUGAAGUCCUAGUUGCCGGUUUUGGUCGUAAAGGUCAUGCCGUCGGUGAUAUUCCCGGUGUACGUUUUAAAGUUGUUAAAGUAGCCAAUGUCUCACUGUUGGCUUUAUAUAAAGAAAAAAAAGAACGUCCCAGAUCAUAAACAUUAAAGACAUGUGAAAAAAAAACUAGAA
Messenger RNA from Glossina fuscipes, 563 nucleotides. It is a transcript of the gene RpS23, whose product is annotated as 40S ribosomal protein S23. Gene Ontology annotation, cellular component: ribosome; cytosolic small ribosomal subunit. The transcript is spliced from 3 exons. NCBI's taxonomy places the organism in Eukaryota, Metazoa, Arthropoda, Insecta, Diptera, Glossinidae. Gene Ontology annotation, biological process: translation. The coding region runs from base 101 to 532 and encodes 143 amino acids. The record is from RefSeq and is a predicted model, not a curated record. Gene Ontology annotation, molecular function: structural constituent of ribosome.